AUGGUCAAAACACGCUGGUCCUCAUCUGCAACUGCUCUCUCGUUGCUGCUCAACACGUUCUACGCCCCCACCGUCAGUGCCAUACAAACCAUCUCGGCGGUUGGUUCCAAAUUCUUCUAUGAAGAUGGCACCCAAUACUACAUCAAAGGCAUCGCCUAUCAACUCAUUCCCGAAGAUCCCCUGAUUGACACCGCUCAAUGCACGCGAGAUGCCGCCCGCAUGGCCGAGUUGGGCACCAAUGCAAUCCGUGUGUACCAUGUGGACCCUAAAGCCAACCACGACGGAUGCAUGAAAGCUUUCGCAGAUGCAGGCAUUUACCUGUUCGUCGAUCUCGACACGUUCGACACCGCGAUCUCUCAGGACGACCCCCACUGGGACCAAUCCCAAUUCGACAGCUUCAAAGCCGUGCUGGAUGCCUUCCAGAAAUACGAUAACACCGCCGCUGUCUUCGUCGGUAACGAAGUCCUCACCACCAAGGACGGCUCUGCCGCCGCCCCCUACGUGCUAGCCGCAGCCCGCGACAUCAAAUCCUAUCGCAAUGCGCAACACUACCGCUCCAUCCCAGUCGGCUAUUCGGCCGCUGACAUCGCUGAGCUGCGCCCCAUGCUGCAGAACUACCUAGCCUGUCGCUCUGACCCCGCCGAACGGCUCGAUUUCUUCUCCCUCAACGCCUACGAAUGGUGCGGUGACUCCUCAUACGAGCAGUCCGGCUACGAGUCCCUCCAGGACCAAGCGGCCGGCUACCCCAUCCCCAUCUUCUUCUCCGAAACAGGAUGCAACGUAGCUCGUCCCCGCACCUUCUCCGACCAGGCCGCUAUCUUCGGUGACCACAUGUCGGGCACCUGGUCUGGCGCCAUGAUCUACGAAUGGAUCGAGGAGACAAAUGACUACGGCCUGAUCGAGUAUGGUCCCCCCGGCGCGGACACUCCCCCGACUGCUACCAAGGAUCUCGUCGUCCAGGACGGCUUCACUCGUCAGGGUGAACCCACUCCCAUCCAACCUGACUUCGAUAAUCUCAAGAACCAGUGGGCUACGCUCCACCCUACUGGCGUCGCUCUGUCCGACUAUGUUAAAUCCACCGCUGCGAUCUCCCCUCCGAAAUGCCCUGCCUCCACGGACGGUGGAUGGGCCGUUGAUCCAUCCGCCCCGCUCCCAACUAUCGGUCAGGCCUUCGUCCCUGCUGAUGAUGAUGAUAAAUCUAGUGAUAGCCAACGUGACGGUGCUGCCUCGCCUGCUUCCGCCACUGCAACUACCACUGGUACUGCAUCCGAGUCAGGAGCAGACGGUUCAGACUCUUCCAACUCUUCAUCGGGUCAGCAGUCUUCUUCCUCUUCAAGUACAGGUCCAAGCGGGGUAGCUGCUUACAGCCCAUCGAGCGGGGCUCUGUCCAUGCAUGCUGGGAACGGUGGCUUUCUGUUCCGUCUUGAUAUAUCUGCACUAUUUUGCGCGGUUAUUGGGGGCGUGGCGUGGUGGCUGUAG
Molecule: messenger RNA, 1479 nt
Organism: Aspergillus niger
Lineage: Eukaryota; Fungi; Ascomycota; Eurotiomycetes; Eurotiales; Aspergillaceae
Exons: 3
Coding region: 1-1479 (492 amino acids)
Biological process (GO): fungal-type cell wall (1->3)-beta-D-glucan biosynthetic process
Cellular component (GO): fungal-type cell wall; cytoplasm
Molecular function (GO): 1,3-beta-glucanosyltransferase activity
Source: RefSeq, a predicted model, not a curated record